GGAGGCCGGCCCCCUAGUAGGAAAUGAGCCGGGGUUGGAAUAACACUUUAAAGGCCUGACGCCCUCUUCCUCCUCCCAUCCCCUGGUCACCUUCCAGCUCCUCCGGUCAGCUUUCUCUCCUCCCAGGCGGUCCUCACUCCCCUAGGCGGCAGUCAGUGGGAGCCCCCAGCCUGCCAAAGCCAGGAGUACAGGUGGGAUCAAGGUCCCAGGAUGUUGAGAACAUUGCUGCCACUGCUGCUUCUACUGACUCUGCCCGGCAGGGCCCUUUGUAUCCAGGAAACUUCCGAUGCCCCUCUCAGGCCAGCCAGGGACCAACGCACUGACUUCCACCCCCCAGGCCCUCGGAACCUCCACAUGCUCCAGAUCUCCUACUUCCCAGACCCUGGCCAAGUGAUGUACCGAGGCAACGCGUCGCUGGGGGGGCAGCUGACGCACGUGCUGGAAGGCCGGGACUCCAACAUCACGAUUCUUCAGCUGCAUCCCUUGCAGGAGCCCCAGAGCUGGGCGCACACAGAGGGAAGUGUGCGGCUCUACCUGAGCAACUUCCAUGACAUGGUGCGGCUAGUACACCAGGAGCGGGGCGUGGCCUUUCCUCUGACCAUUCGCUGCUUCCUGGGCUGUGAGCUGCCUCCGGAGGGCUCUAGAGCCCACACCUUCUUUGAAGUGGCUGUGAAUGGGAGCUCUUUCGUGAGUUUCCAACCAGAGGCUGCGUCAUGGGUGGCAGGGCCCCGGGUCAGCUCCGCGGUGGCCACCUACACCCUGCGUCAGCUCAACGCCUACAAUCGCACUCGGUAUGAACUGCAGGAUUUCCUGCAGAACACCUGUGUGCAGUACGUGAAAGAACACCUCCCCACGAAAACCAUGAAAGAGAGCCAUACAGGCCGCUCCUACACUUCGCUGGUCCUGGGCAUCCUGCUGGGCACGUUCAUCAUCAGUGGUGUGGCUGGAGGCAUCUUCCUGUGCACAGGUGGACGGCUGUGUUAAUUACUCUCCGGUCCCCUCUGGAGAAGGGCUGGACUGAUGGGGGCUGACAAAGAAAAAUCUCAGCUCACUGAAAAACCAAACAUAUUCCCCACUUAGGACAUUACAUCCCACAUUUGGAGUACCAGCUUUCUUCUUCCAGAUCUGCCCACUAAGAGUUUGGGCGAGGGAAGGAGAGAAGGCUAGAAAGACGGAGUACUUGGUUUACUAGGAAACUAAGAACUUGCAUGCUUCGUUGCAUUGAUUUGAGAAGUGAAUGCUUGUCUAUCUUUGUGAAAAACAGACGAUGGAGUUGUGGUAGUGGUGGUGGGGUCUAUGGCCCAUCCUCCAAAGACAGACAGAAUCACAUAACCAAGUAAAACAAGUCAUCACAAAACCAAAAUAAAUAACGUUCAAUGCCUGCAGAUGUGUCAGACAUAGGAAGAGACAACGCUAUGAAGGAGGUAGAAAGAAAUAACUAGAGAAAUGGUAGGAGUGAGUGUAAAAUCCAAGUAAUAUGGGAACAAGGAGUUAUUAAAUAAUUGGUCAAUAAUAUUAAUAAAUUCCUUAUUUAUGUAUAAGGCAUUAUUAUUUCCUCUACUUUGAAAAUUUUCUAGAAAAGUAGCCUAUACCCUUUGCUUCUACUUUCUUAUCUCCUGCCAGAGGCCCGAUGCACGAAAUUCAUGCAAGAGUAGGCCUUCCCAGCCCCAGCUGCCUCAGUCCUCAUAGCCCCAGCUUCGUCCAGAAGGUAGUCCAGACAGUCAUCCAGACGGUCAUUCCACUGUUCGGCCGUUUGGUCAAUUUGCAUAUUACACUUUUAUUAUUACAGAUGCACUCUUCAACCACUGCAGUCUGACAUCUCAAUAAACUACUCCAAACUCAUCAAUGACCUCUAAUUGUGGAAACUUCAUCCUCCAUGAUAUCUGCACAUUUCACUUUGUGGACUAGAGCUAUUUUUACCCCAACUUCUGAAAUACCAUACUUCUAAUUUUUAGAAACUGUUCAAUCCCUUUGCCUAUACCAUCUUACUCCAUUUAUCUUGGAAAUUGUAGCUUCCUUAGAAUUCCAUUUUUGGGCUCCUUUAGUUUCCCUUUAAACUGUAUCUUUCUGGGCGACCUACUAACUUAACUUGCAUGGCUUCAAAUACCAUCUGUCUGUGGUGAUUUCUAUGGGGAAGCAAUAUAAUCUUGUUUUUGAGAGCAUGUAUUUUGUCAUCAGACAGACUUGAGUUUUACUUCUUUCACCAGGCAUUUUAACUUCUUCAAGUCUCAAUUUCUUCAUAAACAAAAGGUAUGAUAAAAUAUACAAAAAGGGUAUAUGAAAGAUACCUACUUCAUAGAGGCAUUAUACAUAUUAAAUAAGAAUAUAUAUGAUAUAUGUGUACAGGGUGGGGCAAAAGUAAGUUUACAUUUAUGAGUAUGUGAAACAGAGUUUAUUCUUGUAUUAUUAUUUAUUAAUUAUUGUAUUAUUUUUCAUAUGAGCAACUGUAAACCUAAUUUUGCCCCACUCUGUAUAGCACUUGCUGUUGACCUCCAGACCACCCUCAUAUGCAUUCAUUCUUGAAAAUCAUCUCUAUCAUAAUAUCUUGUAGACAUUUUAGAGUCAGCAUAUUCAAAAUAAACAUAUCUUUCUCCCCCAAACUGUUCUUUUUCUCCUGUGGUUUACUAUCAGUUAAACAGAAUUACCAUCAAAUCAUAUCAAUGUAAAGACUCCGUGUUAACUUGUGUUUACUCCCUCUUCAUCCCCCACCUACAAAAUACAAUUUCUGUAAAAUCCAUUCCCUCCUUUCCACUCCAUUGCUUUUGUUCCAGAUAUUAUACUUCAUCUCUUUCUUUGUGGUAGGCAUGGAGGUGUGCCACCCAAUUCUACCUUCAAGGAACUUGUUGUUCAGUUACAGGGAGUAUAGCCAGCAGAUAGCUUCUUGCUGCUUCAGUUCCUUCAGGGUAUGCCUCACCUACAGAGAACAGUCCUAAAUAAGGGCCAUCCUCAUUGGUGUGUGUGUUUUUAAAAAUAUAUAUAUUUUAUUAAUUUUUUACAGAGAGGAAGGGAGAGGGAUAGAGAGUUAGAAACAUCAAUUAGAGAGAAACAUCGAUCAGCUGCCUCCUACACACCUCCUACUGAGGAAGGGAGAGGGAUAGAGAGUUAGAAACAUCGAUUAGAGAGAAACAUCGAUCAGCUGCCUCCUGCACACCUCCUACUGGGGAUGUGCCCGCAACCAAGGUACAUGCCCCUUGACCGGAAUUGAACCUGGGACCCUUAAGUCCGCGGUCCGAUGCUCUAUCCACUGAGCCAAACCGGUCAGAGCCAUCCUCAUUUGUUGGCUGAGCAAAGCAGGGAUGUAAAGGUGUAGCCAUUAUGGCCCACUGCAGGACAGUUCUGAUGAGCCAUAGUCAUUCCAGAGCUCCUUGUCAAGUUGACUGGGUCUAUGCCCUAUCUAUUCAAUCCUGCUUCCUCCCCCUAGUUAAUAUCUUGCACCUCAAACUCUAUGUCAGCAUCUGCCUCCAAAAAACCCACCCUGUGAUUGACAACCUCACUCUGUCUCCAUAUUGAGAAAUAUUGUCAAUAUUUUGUCUGGACCAUGGCAAUAGCCUCCUCCUAAUUGUUCUCCUGGUCUCUAAUUUCUCUGAGUUCUGUUUCACCAUCUAUAUAACAAUAAAAAAAAUUGAUUUGA
Molecule: messenger RNA, 3631 nt
Organism: Eptesicus fuscus (big brown bat)
Lineage: Eukaryota; Metazoa; Chordata; Mammalia; Chiroptera; Vespertilionidae
Gene: PROCR
Product: protein C receptor
Exons: 4
Coding region: 211-984 (257 amino acids)
Biological process (GO): negative regulation of coagulation
Molecular function (GO): signaling receptor activity
Source: RefSeq, a predicted model, not a curated record